This is a messenger RNA of Carcharodon carcharias (great white shark), 2716 nucleotides long. RefSeq names its product kinesin family member 9 (gene kif9). The transcript has 21 exons. Gene Ontology annotation, biological process: microtubule-based movement. The coding region runs from base 102 to 2522 and encodes 806 amino acids. The record is from RefSeq and is a predicted model, not a curated record. NCBI's taxonomy places the organism in Eukaryota, Metazoa, Chordata, Chondrichthyes, Lamniformes, Lamnidae. Gene Ontology annotation, molecular function: microtubule binding; ATP binding; microtubule motor activity.
AGUUCGAGCUUCCUGAAGGAGAGAGAGAGAGAGAGAGAGAGCAGGCGGAAGGAAGGAAGGAAAGAAAGGGGAGAGAGAGAGAACCCCAGGGAUCAUUGAAGAUGGGUAGCAAAAGCAGUGGUGUGAAGGUGUUCGUGAGAGUCAGGACAACAGCUAAUUUUGCAGCAGAUAUGAUUGAGCUUUUACCUGACAAUCAGAUGAUACAUAUUCACACCAGACCAGACCAGCGUAAGGAUGUGGUCAAUAAUCAACACAGCGACUGGUCAUUCAAAGUAGAUGGGAUUCUCCACAAUGCUCCGCAGGAUAUUGUGUACAAUGCCGUCGCAAAGAAUGUGGUCUCUAGCACAAUAAAUGGCUUCAGCAGUACAAUAAUAUGCUAUGGACAAACAGGGGCAGGAAAAACCUACACAAUGACUGGAGCUACAGAGAAAUAUGACUACCGUGGUAUCAUUCCCAGGGCAAUUCAACAGAUUUUUAAAGAAGUGGAAGAACAGGCGGACCUUGCCCUCACUGUGUACGUCUCCUACCUGGAGAUCUACAAUGAGACCCUCUUUGAUCUCCUGUCCAGCCUGACUGAAAGUGUGGGCUCUGAUGGCCAUAUGACAAUAGUGGAGGACAGCCAUGGUGUGCAUAUCCGAGGGCUUUCCAUUCAUCAAGUCAGCACCGAAGAAGAUGCUCUCAACUAUCUUUUUGAGGGUGAAACUAACCGAAUCAUUGCAUCCCACACAAUGAAUAAGAACUCCUCCAGGUCUCACUGCAUCUUCACAGUGUACGUUGAGACGCGAUGGAAGGAGCCUUCAGAAGUCAAGUAUUUGGCUUCAAAGCUCAACAUGGUGGAUCUCGCAGGUUCUGAGCGCUUGGGAAAGACAGGAUCUGAAGGGCAGGUGAUGCGUGAGGCUAUGUACAUCAAUAAGACACUCUCCUUCCUUGAGCAGACCAUCAUUGCUCUUGCUGAUCCCAAGAGAGAACAUAUUCCGUUCAGGCAGAGCAAACUCACACAUGCAUUGAAGGACUCUUUAGGUGGGACCUGCAACACCAUCUUAGUGGCAAAUAUUUACGGAGAGGCUGCUCAAAUCGAGGAAACGCUGUCCACACUCCGAUUUGCAUCAAGGAUGAUAUGCAUACCAGCUGAGCCAGCCCCUAAUGUGCACAGUGACCGAAAGAAAUUGGUUCUGAGUCUUCAGAAAGAGAUCCAGCUACUGCAGGAUGAGCUGGCUAUGCACAACAUACUGACUAACCGUCGACACAUCAGCUACGAGGCUUUGACUGAAAAUCAAGUUCAAGAGGUCAAGGCUCAAGUUUGCAGAUAUCUGGAUGGGACAUUGGAUGAAAUUAAUAUUACAAAUCUCAGGCAACUCCGUGAGUCCUUUGCACAGUUCAAGAUAAUUUUGCAGCAACAAGGGCAGGAAAUAGAGACUGCAUUACGGAAGAAGUACAUUCUAAUUGAUAAAAUGAAUAAAGCAACCAGCUAUACCCCUGAACUGGUUGUGACCGAGACGGCUGAAGAAACGCAAGUUGGAGAAGUUACUGGAGAGGGAUUUGGUAUUGGACAGGCUCCAACAUCAGCUAAAGCCAAGAAGAUAAAAACCAAAAAAGGCAAGGAGUCAACUGGCAACAUUAAGAAGGAACGAAAGGACACCGAAUUGCUUUCACAGGUGAAAGAGGCUCCUCUGCCGCCGCCUCCUCCUCCUCCUCCUCCUUUCGUUCCUGAGAAAGAUACAGCACAGAGAGAACAUGAGGUACUGAGUGCUGAUUCUGCGCAGUCAGAUUUGGUUAUCAAAUUGGAAGAGACCAAGCCCAGCACUCCUCCACCAAAAGCAUUAAUGUUUGAUGUGUUUAAAAAUGAGAAAGGUCGCGAAAUUAACCAGAUCUUGAUUAAGAAUAAACAUAUUCUCAUUGAAAAGAGGAAUAGCCUGAAAGAACUGACUGAGACGAUCAACAAUAUCAAGGAGGAAAUUGACAUCACUAACCGGGCACUCAAUGUCAAGAAACAAGAGCGACAGGAUCGAGGUGAGUAUGUGAAUGAACAAGGUGACCCCGUAAUCGAUGAAGAUGAGUUCAACUUGAUCAUGCAGCUGAAGGAUCUGAAACAUCAAUACCGGCAUGACUUUGAUACUUUGCGAGACCUGCGGGUGGAGCUUCAGUACUGCCAAAGAUUGGUGGACCAGUGCCGGCUGCGGCUGCUGACAGAGUUUAAUAUUUGGUACAAUGAGUCUUUUCUCAUUUCUGAUGAUGGUCGAAAUGCAUCACAAAAAGAUAGCAUCCGACCAGGAUUGAUACCGAAUUCCAGAAUACUAUCUCUGGAAGAAGAUGAUAAAGAGAAGUUCCAACGUAUCCAGGAUGAAAUCCUGAUGGAAAAUCCUGGUUCAGUCGCAUUUUAUAAAGCACGGAUGAAGCUGAAACAGAGGCAAAAUUACACCAAAGCCAUGGCUCAGCCUCAACCAGUACUCAUAAGGAAAAAACCAGGAAUGAUCACCCAAACCAUCAAGAACAAACCACCCUCUAUCUUUAGUGUCACCUAACGACUGAAUUAUCCAUGAAGGGAAAGAAAAUCCAAAAAAGCUCUUCUCCAUAAAGAGUAAAUACUGUUUAAUAACAGUUUUUUUUUUAAAUAAAAUCAUUAGCAAUAAAUUUAAGGCCAGCAGCCCCAAAAACAAGUUAUGUACAAAGUUAAAUAAAUCAAUCAAGAUCUCAAGUUGUGUUUCGCUACCUGCAA